This is a messenger RNA of Funneliformis mosseae, 864 nucleotides long. NCBI's taxonomy places the organism in Eukaryota, Fungi, Glomeromycota, Glomeromycetes, Glomerales, Glomeraceae. The record is from the annotation of a GenBank genome assembly.
AUGGGAAACAAAUUAUCAAUAUCAAGGAAGCUAAAACAAAAAGAAACGUUUGAAGGAAAUUACAUAAUAAAAAUUAAUGAACUGCAAAUCGACAGAAUACAACAAAUGCAUCAUAUUCUGAAGUCGGGUUUUAACAACACCAAUUUUUACGCGCCACUUACUCGAGAUUUGCUACGAGGUAUCGAAGUUUUGGAUGUCGGUGCUGGUCCAGGCACAUGGAUAUUUGACAUGUCAUCAGAAUUUCCCAAAUCACAAUUCACGGGAGUCGAAAUACAAUCAUUUAUGCUACCGACCAUUCAUCCAUCAAAUACGAAAUUCCUAAAGAAAGAUAUAUUACAAGGGAUACCAUUCCCUCCCAAUUCAUUUGAUUUUAUCCAUAUGAGAAAUAUGACUUUAUGCUUUACCGAAGAACAAUAUGAAAUAAUUAUAAAGGGACUGGUUGAUCUACUUAAACCCAAUGGAUAUCUAGAAUUAAGCGAACCGGAAAUGGCCUCGCUGAAUAUGGGACCCAUAAGUCAAAUAAUAUCCAAUGAAAGUGAGUGUGCAAUGGGGAGCGCACAUUUCUUAGUUCGAUCAAUGAAUCCGUUUAUAAAUGAAAAAUUACAUGAAUUAUUGGAAAAAUCUGGAUUGAAGCAUGUCACCCGACAAGACGUGCUACUUCCAACAAGUGAAUUAGACGGUAAAGUUGGGGCACUAUAUGGACAAAUUAUUUUUAGCGGUUUACUUGGAUUAAAGGAUAUAUUGGCAAAGCAAAUGAAAUUAACGAAAAAUGAAAUCAAUUCAUUGCUAGAUGAUUACCUUCAAGAGACCAAAACGACACGAAUGUAUAAUAAAUAUACACGAGCAUAUGGUAAAAAAUUAUAA